AAAUGAAAGAAAUCCAUUGUCAGGAUACCCAAAUCCUUUAGAACAGUAUUUGAGUGUUGAAGAGGCAGUGAUACUCAUGUGUACCGGCAUUUAUUGUUUGGAUGAUAAAUGUGUUGUUUAAAUUGAAGUCACUAAUUCGUGCCUUCCUGCUAUUCCAAAGAACUAUUAAAUGUUUGGGCCAAUGGAAGGGAUUCUAGCUUAUAAAUGAAAAGAACCCAUUGGAAGGAUACCCAAAUCCUUUAGAACAGUAUCAUGCCAAUCAAUGGCAGUCAUAUUCAAGAUACCUGGUAUAUAUAUAAGGGUGCAAUCUGCUGUAUAUCCAUACAAGAACAAGAAGCAUAGAGCAGCUAGUAUAUGUUUGAAUUCCUGGCCCACCAUGUUCAAGUUACUUGCAGUUCUCCCGGUGCUAUUCUUGAGUUUUGCAAUGGCAUGGGCGCAGCCAAGCAAUGUGACUGGCCUGAGCUUCCAGCUUGUCGCCCUUAGUCGGGUACCUGAUGGGCACGCCGACAAUGUCUCUUCCUACACUGCCAAGGACCUGCGCCCGUUGGCCUUGACACCGUCUGACUAUGUGCAUGGCGUGUUCGUGUCGAUCGGUACUGGACAAGGUGGCAGGCGGAAGAUCCUUGCGCUCGACACCGCUGCCAGCACGUCAUGGGUGAUGUGUGAGCCGUGUCGUCCACCGCUGCAUCAACUCGGCAGACUCUUCUCGCCGGCCGAGUCUCCCACGUUCCGUGGUGUCCGCAGGGAUGACCCUGUCUGCGUCCCACCUUACCACCGCCUCCACUCCACCAACGGGUGCUCCUUCGCCUUCCCUUCUGCCAUUGGGUACCUUGCACGCGACACUUUCCACCUGCGUCAUAGCGAGCGAAGUGUUGUGAAGUCUAUUUCCGGUGUGGCGUUUGGUUGCGCGCACACCACCACUGGGUUCUACAACGAGGACAUCCUCGGCGGGGUGCUCUCCCUCAGCCCCUCGCCACUCUCAUUCCUGACACAAUUUGGUUCGCGUGCCGGCGGGAGGUUCUCUUAUUGCCUCCCCGAUCCCACCACCUCGCACAACCCCAGUGGCUUCAUCCAGUUUGGCAUAGAAGUCCCAAGCCUGCCGCGGCACGCCCACACGACCACCCUCACCGUGAGUGCCUCGGGCUACCACCUCAGCCUCAUUGGCAUCAGCCUAGGGAACAAGCGUCUCGACAUCGACAGACAUAUCCUCACCAGCCAUGGCUGCAGCAUCAACCCCGCCGAGACGAUCACCAAGAUCGCGGAGCCAGCAUACAUCAUCGUGGCGAGAGAGCUGAUGGCACAGAUGAAUGAGCUAGGAUCAAAGCAGGUGAAGGGGCCGCCCAGCAGCCCGCUUGUCUUCAACAAGAUUUCUAGGAGGGUGCGGGCGCGGCUCCCCAACAUGGUGUUCCACUUUGCAGAUGGUGGUGACAUGUGGUUCACGGCGGGGAAGCUGUUUCAGGUGAUUGGCACGACAGCACGGUUCUUGGUCGAGGGCCAUGGGUCCCACCGAACGGUGAUCGGCGCAGCGCAGCAGGUGAACGCACGGUUCAUCUUCAAUGUCGCUGCGGGGAGGCUGACCUUCGCGGAGGAGCUGUGCAGCAGGGAGGCAGCGUAGGUCUGUUCAUGUUGUAUUCUGGAAAAUAAUUGCCAAUUCACAUUCAUAAAGUUUGAGUCAAUGAAAACGGCACCUAUCGAAAAAUAAACAGAACUUCCAAAAUUGGAUGGGAAGGGAUGCAUCUUCCAAAAUGCUCCCCACACCCUGUCUGCAGUAAUUUUCAACCAUCUCGUGGAAAUACGUAUAAACAGCUGCCACACCAACUCUCCGUCAUGGAAUUAGACCAAGGGUCCCAGUUUAGUUGACCCCCUUUUCCAAGGUAGUUGAGGUGACAGGGCCAGCUUCUUGCAUCCUGGCAUACAAACAAAAAUGUGUGCACUUGACUUGAGACCUGGCUAAGUUGCAUUCAAUGAUGAAUGGUACCUGUUGCCUUUCAGCGUAUAGAUCUGAACCUGCAUAUUCUUUCCUCUUGCACUCCUCAAACUACAAGGCAUUAACCUCCAUGAAAAUCUUUUUUCAUCUCUUCCACUGGAGAUCUGUAUGUCGUACAACACUCCCUCUGUGAAAAGCAUAUAUUUUUAUGAUGCAUGCAUGCUUGUUUAUGAUAAGCUAUAUGCCGAAUUUCUCCUGUUGCUUCCACACAAAUGAAAUAUGAUCCUGUUGCUUGCAUACAAAUGAAAUAUGGCCCUGUUGCUUGCAUAUAUAUGAUCUCUUUUGACAACAUGAUCUGCUACAUGUGAACUUUGUAACUCCACCACCACCACGUAGUGCAGAUUUUGAAACAGCACACCAUUGACCUGAUACCACUGCUGACUAUAUGACAACUCGUAUGUGAGAUAUGCAAAGUAUAGAAUUUAAAGCCCCAAGUUGUCAGUUUUUUACGUAGUGUUAUUUCAUUUUUACAUGCAAAUGAAUUGAUCAUUGCUUGUUUCACUGGCACAUAUCUGAGUUGACCUAUGGAUAUCGCAACUAGCACAGCCAAUAUAUUUAUUGAUGAUGCCUUUUGUUGUUGAAUUUCUCAUGUUCCUGGUCUGCUUACGUGUGUUAGAAUCCUUUCCUUCACUGUCUCACACUUGGAUAGCCGUUCCUGUCAUAAUUGAUAGGGCUUGUGUGCUAAGCAAUACAUGGCAGUUAGGUGCUUCACCUCUUAGUUAUAGUGGAUGCUCUGUUUUCUGUGAGGCUGAGAUGUGCACAUGAAACUACACAUAGACCACCCUAUACUCUCUACUGCUGGACAAUCGUUCCUUAUACGGCCAUUUCGCCUGUUGAUGAUAUUCUCCUUCCAAAUGCUGUUUUUUCUUUUGCGAGGGCCUUCGGAAUGCUCUGUUGUCUACUAGCAGAGAUGAAGACUUUAUAAGACCGACAUGAGGGCUAUCAUAUUGCUAUUCAGUAUGGAUUUACAACCUGUAGGUACUGGCUUUGAAUGCGUGUAAUUACAGUUUUACAUGACUGGGGGAAUGUUAUUGCAGUUCUGUAAUGUGGUUAGAAAGAUCAUGCAUCAGUAUUAAGCAAGUGUGAAGGAGAACGUGUGAAGGAAUGUUUACACAAAUCACAAGUUCAAGUAUCAUAAAUCUAUUAAGCAACAUGUUUAUCUCCAGAACAUGUGAAGGAGAUCACAAUUUUACAACUGAAAUGCAUGAUGUGUGACUAGCAA
Messenger RNA from Hordeum vulgare subsp. vulgare (domesticated barley), 3209 nucleotides. Its product is annotated as aspartyl protease family protein At5g10770-like. The transcript has a single exon. Gene Ontology annotation, cellular component: extracellular region. Bases 263 to 1615 code for a protein of 450 amino acids. The record is from RefSeq and is a predicted model, not a curated record. Lineage: Eukaryota; Viridiplantae; Streptophyta; Magnoliopsida; Poales; Poaceae.